This is a messenger RNA of Botrytis byssoidea, 1386 nucleotides long. RefSeq lists its product as uncharacterized. The record is from RefSeq and is a predicted model, not a curated record. The coding region runs from base 1 to 1386 and encodes 461 amino acids. Gene Ontology annotation, biological process: protein insertion into mitochondrial inner membrane from matrix; mitochondrial respiratory chain complex III assembly. The transcript has a single exon. Lineage: Eukaryota; Fungi; Ascomycota; Leotiomycetes; Helotiales; Sclerotiniaceae. Gene Ontology annotation, cellular component: mitochondrial inner membrane. Gene Ontology annotation, molecular function: ATP binding; ATP hydrolysis activity.
AUGCCUGACCCAUCAACAACGUCACUGACAACUCUCGAUGCGCUCUUCAAUAAUCCCGUAUUUGCCGGAGGCAUUGGCCUUGCAGGUCUUGGGGCUUCUGCUGCCAUAGGACGACGUUUCAUGAUACUGGGAGCUUCUACCAUCAAACGUCGUCUUUUGGUGAAUCUCGAAAUCAGCAAGGAGGAUCCAUCGUAUCAAUGGAUCUUAGCAUGGCUAUGUCUUCCUCGUCCAUCUGGAGGAUUCAUCGCAUCCAGAAUUACACGUGUCCACGACUAUUCUAUGCGAACGACUGGUGAACAAUUAGAGGGCGGUCCAUCAUCUGCGACAUUUCUUGCACAGCCGGGAUAUGGUAGGCAUAUUGUUCAGCAUAAGAAUGCUUUUAUUUUAGUCCAGCGGGAGAAGCAAAGUAGUCAUAAUAUGAAUACUGGUGUACCACACGAGACAAUUACUCUGCGAACAUUAUACGCUCAUCGACAUAUAUUCGCAGAUAUCUUUGCAGAAGCGCAUGAAUUAGCUGCGACACAGCGAGAAGGGAAAACGGUUGUUUACAAGAGCUCUGGAAUGGAAUGGAGACAAUUUGGAGAUGCGCGACGAAAAAGGCCAUUGAGUUCUGUGAUACUAGACGAAGGAGUCAAGGAGCGAAUCCUCGACGAUGUGACAGAUUUUCUGGGUCGGCAACAAUGGUAUGUGGAUCGUGGAAUACCUUACCGCAGAGGUUAUCUUCUAUAUGGUCCACCUGGAAGUGGUAAAACCUCUUUCAUACAGGCCUUGGCUGGAGAAUUGAACUUUGGCGUCGCAAUGAUAAAUUUGAGCGAGCGGGGAAUGACAGAUGACAAAUUGGCACAUUUCCUGACAAAGUUACCUCCGAGAACGCUAGUACUUCUCGAAGAUGCAGAUGCUGCAUUUGUAAAUAGGAAACAGGUUGACUCCGAAGGAUACUCAGGCGCAACAGUGACAUUUUCGGGUUUGUUAAAUGCACUGGACGGAGUGGCAGCUGGGGAAGAAAGAAUUGCUUUCCUAACUACAAAUCAUAUUGACAGACUUGACGCUGCGCUAAUACGACCCGGACGAGUUGAUAUGAUCGAGAGAAUUGGUGAAGCUACAAGAUAUCAAGCUGCAGAGAUGUGGGAUAGAUUCUACGGCGAUGUUGACAAGAAUGGAAAUGGAAAAUUGCGAUUUUUGACAAAGCUAGAAAGUCUUGGGCUUGUUGCUAACGAAGAAGAUAAGACUGUAGAGCCAGAGCUCCAUACCAGUAUGGCUGCUAUACAGGGGCUUUUUGUAUUCAACAAGGACAGCAUGGAAGGAGCCAUUGAUAUGGUUGAGGGAUUAAUACCGAGAAUAUAUGAGCCACACACUCUCGAAAAGGGGAUCAAGGUAGCAGCUUGA